This is a messenger RNA of Nematolebias whitei (Rio pearlfish), 2992 nucleotides long. RefSeq names its product fibronectin leucine rich transmembrane protein 2 (gene flrt2). NCBI's taxonomy places the organism in Eukaryota, Metazoa, Chordata, Actinopteri, Cyprinodontiformes, Rivulidae. Gene Ontology annotation, molecular function: protein binding. The transcript has 2 exons. The record is from RefSeq and is a predicted model, not a curated record. The coding region runs from base 412 to 2424 and encodes 670 amino acids.
CCUCCGGACGGAUCCACGCGCGCUGAAGGACUCUGGAUCCAAAUGUCACCCCCUCUGGGCUCUACUGUGGCCGGGGACCAGCAGUGUGUGACGGACAGACGAGCAUCGCCUGUGGUGGCCUUCUGCGUGUCUUCAAAUUGGACCUGGCUGAGCUCUGUGUGGAGCAACGAGCGAAGGGUCCUGGCUAUGGUCUGAUGUCUCAGCAUGAAUGGAGUCACUCAGAGGACAGGGCACCACAAACGAGGCCUUCACUCGUCAGCAGAGGACUAGCAUUUACUGGAUUACUCCCUUUGUUACUACUUCCAGCUAACUGUUGCAUUACCAGGCUCUCCUAGGUGGACGUUUUGUGGCUCUAGUUCUUGGCGGAUACAUACAGCAUUGCCAUUUUGGUUUUAUUUUACUUUUUUAUUGAUGGUUUUCCUUCUCCCUCUCUGUUUUUCAACUAUGGAGUGUCUGGCUGGACUCUGGAGUAAAGAUUGGGCUUCAUUUUUGCAGUUCUGGUUGACUGUCAUACUAAGUCUCCAAAUGCAAUUCAGCCCGGUUGCUUCUUGCCCUGAAGAGUGUCGUUGUGACAAAACAUUUGUGUAUUGCAAUGAACGCAGCCUGACAUCAGUGCCUCUGGGGAUAGAGGAUGGCUACAAGGUCCUCUACCUACACAACAACCAGAUCAACAAUGCUGGCUUUCCCAUGGAGCUUCAUAAUCUGGCCUCCGUUGAGAUGGUGUACCUCUAUGGAAACCAGCUUGAUGAAUUCCCCAUCAAUCUACCCAAAAACACCAGGGUCCUGCAUCUGCAGGAGAACAACAUUCAAACUAUUUCCAGAGGAGCCCUGGCUCAGUUGACUAAACUGGAGGAGCUGCACCUUGAUGAUAACUCUAUCUCUACAGUAGGGGUAGAGGAAGGGGCCUUUAGGGAGGCACUGAGCCUCAAACUUCUCUUCCUCACAAAAAACCACUUGAGCAGUGUUCCAAUUGGCCUUCCUGAGGACUUGAAAGAGCUGCGGUUGGACGAGAACCGCAUUGCCAUCAUUGCAGAGGAGGCCUUUCAGAACGUGACGCGCCUGCAGCGCCUUCUGCUGGAUGGAAACCUGCUGACGGAUGAGGGCAUUGCACCAGGAACCUUCCAGGACCUCUCCACCCUACGUGAGUUGGCCCUGGCUCGCAACUCUCUCACCUUUCCCCCACCCCUUUUACCCAGCCAGUCACUGGUCAAACUUAGUCUGCAGGAAAACCAGAUAGACCAGAUCCCUGUGGCAGCCUUUGCUGACCUAAAUAGGCUUGAAAAACUGGAUAUCUCCAGCAACCAACUUCAGACUCUAACACAGGGUGUGUUUGAUGGCCUGUCAAGUCUGAAGCAUCUCAUGGUGCGGAACAACCCCUGGCGCUGUGACUGUGCUGUUAAAUGGGUGGUGGUGUGGCUAAAGUCCUUACCAUCCUUUAUCAACGCCCGGGGGUUUGUGUGUUCCAGUCCAGACAAGGUGCGUGGCAUGACAAUCAGAGAGCUCACGCUGGAUAAUAUUGAGUGCCCAAUUUAUCCCGACCAGCCAGCCUGGCCCACACUUCGCUCCACCCCACCUCCCCCACCCACCACCACCCCCAUCACCACCAUGAUCUCCACCCUCAUCACCACAUCAAUCCCUUACUACUUUGAUUCCCCUUCCCCUCCUUUACCUCCACUCUAUAAUAACCCAGGACCCCUUCCCCCCUAUGAGGACCCCCUGCAGAUCUCCUUCCACGUGGUCAACUCCACUAACAUUGAGGUGAGCUGGAUGUCUUAUUUUACUGUCACGGCCUAUAAAGUGACUUGGGUCAAAAGGGGCCAAAGCCAAAUAAACGAGGGGUUGCGGGAGAGGACGGUGAGUGGGGAUCGGCGCCACAUCAGCCUCACUGACCUUGAGCCGCGCUCGGUGUAUCGGAUCUGUGUUCACGUCCUGGACAGCCUUAACUCCUACAGGCCUGGAGAGGAUACUAUUUGCUCUGAGGCCAGGACCAAGCUGCCUCCUUCUACGAAGUCUCCUGGCAGAGAGCAAGCACCUCAGGAUGGCAUCAACUUCACGCUGCUAAUGGCUGGGAUCAUAGGCGGGGUGGUUCUUAUCAUCCUGGUGACGUUGUUAGGCUUCUUCUGCUGGCACAUGCACAGGAAGAGCCGGUCGUCUUCAACCAAGUGGAAAUACAAUCGUGGCAGGAGAAAAGACGACUACUGCGAGGCUGGAACUAAGAAGGAUAACUCCAUUCUGGAGAUGACUGAAACCAGUUUCCAAAUAGUGGCUCUGAACAAUGAGCAGCUGCUUAAGGGAGAUUUCCGCAUCCAGCCCAUAUACACGCCCAAUGGGGGCAUUGGAUUUAGAGACUGUCACCUCAGCAACAACAGCAUAGCCUACUGCAAGAGCAGCAAUGUGCCCAGCACAGAGUUCUGCCACACGUGAUGUAACGCUGGUGCAGUGCUGUUCCAACAGACACACAAGAACCCAUUGGAUAAAUACACACUGUUUGUGUAGAAAACAGAAAAAAAUUUAGUGAAAUAUAACUGUACUAUAUAUAUAUAUUUCCAAGUUCUGUCUACUAUGUAAUUUAUACUGUGGAUAAUAAUGUGGGAUUACCUGCUAUCUUUUUUAUCUUUAGAAAAAGAGGUAGAGGUGUUUUGUUUUAUAUAACCAGCAGGGUUUUGAAAGUUGUUUUAGUGGUCAGUACUAUACAUGAACAUGGAUUUGUACAAUCACGGCACCCUGGGUGUAGCUUCUGACAAACGUCAGCCUCGGAAAUUUUAGUGGCGCUUUAGAGGGCUGGGAUCUUUUGCUAACCACAGAAACAAAAUAUGUCCUCUUCUUGGUUUUACUCCCCCCCCCCCCCCCACACACACACACACACACUCAACACACCCCUGUACAACAGAAAGACAACACAGUGAAGGGGAAAUUCAAACACUGCUGAUGAGUAGGCCUGUCACGAUAACAAAUUUUGUUGGGCAAUUAAUUGUCUCAGAAAUUAUUGCGA